Cucumis melo (muskmelon) is the source of this 1490-nucleotide messenger RNA. RefSeq names its product carbonyl reductase [NADPH] 2 (gene ADH2). The transcript has 6 exons. The record is from RefSeq and is a predicted model, not a curated record. The coding region runs from base 177 to 977 and encodes 266 amino acids. Lineage: Eukaryota; Viridiplantae; Streptophyta; Magnoliopsida; Cucurbitales; Cucurbitaceae.
UGGAUCCGUCCUAGAAACAUUAUUGCUUUUUUGGAUUAGUUUGUGAAAUUUUGAAUGUAUUCUACUAUUUCAAACUAACAUGUUAGUUGGGUAAUUCACAGUCAAAUUCAUUUUGUACUCGUCAACUAUGACUACUAUGCUUAAUUGAGGAAUUGUAGACCCAUUUGCUUUCCAAGAUGGAGGGAGCAACCAAGAACGUCUUACUUUCUUCCGGUGGGGAUGAGAUCUCCAAGAAUCUGGCUCUUCAUCUUGCCAGAAGGGGUUGCAGAUUAGUUUUGAUUGGAAAUGAGUGUGUUCUUCAGAGCAUGAGUAAGAUGAUAGCGGAAUCGUUAAAGGGUGUACUGCCAAUUGAGGUUGUUGGGUUGGACAUGGAAGAAGAGAGAGAGGCGGCUUUUGAUGAGGCUGUGAACAGGGCAUGCAGUGUUUUGGGAACUUUGGAUGCUUUCGUCCAUGCUUAUUCUUAUGAAGGUCCCAUACAAGAUGCUUUACAACUAUCUGAAGAGGAAUUCAAAAAGAUUGUUAAGAUAAAUUUGAUGGCCUCAUGGUUUCUGAUGAAGGCUGUCUGUCGAAGAAUGCGAGACCAGAAAUCAGGAGGUUCAGUAAUUUUCUUAACCACCUUAAUUGGUGCUGAGAGGGGAUUGUAUCCAGGAGGAGCUGCAUAUGGAUCGUGCUCAGCAGGCUUACAGCAGUUAGCUCGAACUUCAGCUCUGGAUGUUGGAAAGUAUAAGAUCAGGGUCAAUGCAAUCGCUCGUGGAUUGCACCUGGAUGAUGGAUAUCCUGUAUCGGUGGGCAAGGAACGUGCAAAGAAGCUAGUCAAGGAUGCAGCUCCGCUAGAAAGAUGGCUUGAUGUCAAGGAUGAUUUAGCUUCAACUGUUAUUUAUCUAAUCAGCGAUGGGUCACGGUACAUGACUGGAACAACCAUCUUUGUUGAUGGGGCACAGUCUCUAGUGAGGCCACGCAUGCGCUCAUAUAUGUAAUCCUUAUACGUGGUGGAUGGUCAGCCUUUGGGAAAGGUGGAUGUAGGCCAUUGUUGAUUCACUCAACCCAUUGUGACCGAAUAAAUUUGAAGUUUAGUGAAAGCAUGUUUGAGUUGAUAGUUUCUCAAAUGCCUUUUAUCUUGUUCAUUUUCAUAGUUGAAGUUAUCUUUUCUCCAAAAUUCCAGAGUUUAUAAAUAGUGAUUUCAAAGUGUAUGAUAAUUACAAUUUUACAAGUGACUGCGAAUGUGCAAAGCGCUUGCUGAGGGGCAAAGCAAAGGAAACAUGCAACAUGAAGUAUGAAGUUUGGUCUAUAUAUAUAGUAGGUAUAGGGAGUCAAAUUGGAGACCUUUUAGUUAAUACAUUUUGUUGAGUUAUGCGUACUUUGACACAAUAUGAGGUUAGUAGCACAUAUCAAAUGCUCUGUGGGAGACAACUUGAUGAAUUUGAGUGAUGUUCUCUGAAAGGCGAACUAGUCCUAUAAUCAAAGCAUAGACUUCAUUUCAUUUGUUAAAA